Molecule: messenger RNA, 4729 nt
Organism: Solea senegalensis (Senegalese sole)
Lineage: Eukaryota; Metazoa; Chordata; Actinopteri; Pleuronectiformes; Soleidae
Product: phosphofurin acidic cluster sorting protein 2-like
Exons: 25
Coding region: 16-2979 (987 amino acids)
Biological process (GO): protein localization to plasma membrane
Molecular function (GO): transmembrane transporter binding
Source: RefSeq, a predicted model, not a curated record
UCUAUCAGCGGUGACAUGCUCCGCCCAGCCUCGCCUAUCAGCAUCUCCAGGCAGCGUAGAAGCGCUGGGAGUCUGGAGGAGCAAGAGCAGGAGCAGGCAGCGCACAGUUUAGCGGCUCCCGCUUUCGUCCGACACUUAGCCAGAGCUGCUCCCCAGGCAGUGGAGGUGAUGAUGGCGGCGGCUGUAGAGAGAGGAGGCGUCCGGGCCGCUUUCCUGAACCCGAGCAGCGGUGGCGGCGGCGGCGGCGGUGGUGGAGCAGCAGCACCAACAACCCUGCCUAGCGGAGCGAUAGCCGGGGCUGUGGUCCUGGGCUCGGGCUCCGGCACCAUGCCUGUACCCAUGAACCUCUUCGCGACCUGGGAGAUAGACCGAUCAUCCCCAAGCUGCGUUCCGAGGCUCUGUACCCUCACACUGAAGAAGUUGGUUGUUCUCAAAGAACUGGAUAAAGAGCUGAACUCCCUCUCUAUAGCUGUCAAAAUACAGGGUUCUAAACGCCUUCUUCGAUCAAAUGAGUACACCCUACCACCCAAUGGACUGAUGGAGACCGAUCUGGAGCUGACAUUCUCACUCCAGUAUCCACACUUUCUGAAGAGGGAUGCUAACAGACUGCAGAUCAUGCUGCAGAGGAGGAAACGCUACAAGAAUCGAACCAUCCUGGGCUACAAGACUUUGGCUGUGGGGGUUAUCAACAUGUCUGAGGUGAUGCAACAUCCAACAGACGGAGGACAGAUCCUGGGUCUCCAUAGCAACGUGAAGGAGGCACCAGUGCGUGUGGCAGAGAUCAGUGUGUUCUCCCUGUCCAGCCAGCCCAUCGACCACGAAGAUGGCAGUGGCCAAGCUGGCCGCAAGACCAAGAUCUCAGACCGCUCCCCUGACAUGGAUAAUUAUUCUGAGGAGGAUGAUGACAGCUACUCUUCAGAGCAAGAAGCCAGCGAUGACGCAGUUCAUGGCCCAGAUCUUUAUGAUGAAGACGAUGAGGUCAGGAAGCCAAAGAAGGCCCGGAGGAAAAUGAUCCGAACCACGUCCAUGACCAGGCAACCUAACUUCAAGCAGAAGUUUGUGGCCUUGCUAAAAAGGUUUAAGGUGACAGAUGAGGUCCUGGACUCUGAUCCAGUGGACCAGACCCAGGAGGUGGAGGAGGAUCUGGACUUACUCUACGACAGUCUGGAGGUGUACAACCAGAGUGACAGUGGGCCAGAGAUGGAGGACAACGAGAGUGUCCUCAGUACGCCUAAGCCUAAACUCAAGCCGUUUUUCGAAGGGAUGUCUCACUCCAGCUCUCAGACAGAAAUUGGAAGCAUACACAGCCAAAAAAGCCAGCAGAGAGAGCUCUCUUGUCCUAGUGGAGACUUUCUGACUGUGGACCGAUGUAAAGUGCAAGGAGUCCGUUAUCAGGAUGACAGCGUCAUAGAUACAACUACUGGGGAGCCGGAGACUGACGACAAUGGGCCAGGGCAGGCAGAGGUGAGCACCUGGGAUAUCAACACUGAACGGAUAACCAGCUCUGUGGGAAAGCUCUGCAAGACUGAGUCCCAAAACCACAUGUCUCCCAGUAAAGCGGAGAACAAGCUGCAGAGACGUCCUCGCAGCACCUCCAUGAAAGACCGGCAGAACUCCAAGGCUCAGAGCGACAGGACCAGCAGCAUGGAGAGUGAAUGCUCCCCAGACUCACGACUCAUAGCACAGGUUCCCAGGAAGUCUGUGUAUGAUCAACUGAACCAGAUCCUCAUCUCUGAUGAACGCCUUCCAGAGAGCAUCAUCCUUAUUAACACCAUGGAAUGGCAAGGACAGUUUGUGGCCGAGUUGCUCCAUGAACAGAGCCAGCCCAUUGUGUCCACCUGCUCUGCUGCCGAUGUUCAGGCUGCCUUCAACACCAUCGUUACGCGCAUCCAGAGAUUCUGUAACUGCAACGCACAAACACCACCAACGAUGAAAGUGGCGGUGGCUGGCGACCAGGGUUACCUCAGCACCAUUCUGCGGUUCUUUGUGGAGCAGUUGGCGAACAAGACACCUGACUGGCUGAGUUACAUACGCUUCCUGGUGAUCCCUAUAGGUUCUCAUCCCCUGGCAAAGUAUGUGGCCUCGUUUGACAGCAGGUUCAACAGCAUCUUUAUGGACACUGCGUGGAGAGAGCUGUUCUGCAGGACAGAGCGGCCUGUCGCAGAUAACAUAGAUGUAGCAGGACGAGUGGUCCAGUAUCUGGCCGGUGCCAACGUGUCCCACCAGUUCCCCAUCUCAGAAGCCAUGCUCACCUACAAACAGAAGAGGAAAAGGAGUUUGUAUUUUGAUUUUUACAUCAGUCCUGACGAGGAUUCCUGUCAGAAAUUUGUGCCAUUUAUCGGGGUGGUUAAAGUUGGGAUUGUGGAGCAAAGCCUCUCAACCUCAGUGGACUCAGAUGAUGCGAUGGGAGGCAACACAAGCAUCCUGAUGUCCCCAACACCCCCAUCAGCUGGUCUGUAUGGGAAGGAGAUCGGGGGAACUCCCCCUCAGUCUCCCUCUGUUUCCACUGCCCUCUCUGGAGCUGGUUCUCCGUGUUCAGGCAAUGAGGUGAUGGGGCUCCAGGUGGACUACUGGACGUGGCAAGGCCCAGAGAAGAAGAAGGAUGGUGAGAAGAGAGACGUAGGACUGAAAAACACCCUGAAGAGUAAUUUCCGCUCUCUGCAAGUCAGUCGUUUACCCUGUGGAGGGGAACUCACCCCUCCGCCCAGCAUGGCCAUGACUGUUGUUACCAAGGAGAAGAACAAGAAAGUGAUUUUCCUCAGCAAGAAGCCCAAGGAGAAAGAGCUGGACUCUAAGAGCCAAGUGAUUGAUGGCAUCAGCAGGUUGAUCUGCACAGCCAAGCACCAGCACACCAUGUUGAGAGUCACUAUUGAUGGAGUGGAGUGGAAUGAUGUGAAGUUUUUCCAGCUUGCUGCCCAGUGGCCGACACAUGUCAAGCACUUCCCGGUGGGAGUCUUUGGCUACACUAAGCCCGUGUGACUGUGGCCAGCUGUCACCUCGGCCCCCACCGGACUCUCCACUGCACUUGUCUCACUGAGAGGCUGCAGAGCAUCAGAGGAAACGCCAAGCAGCCCCAGGCAGUAAUAGUUUUCCUGUGGAAAUCUUACUGACUCACAGCCGUGUUCAAUACACAAACUUCAUGUCGUCAAUUUGAUGUUUUCGAUGUUGAUGUUGUCGGGUGUUGUUGUUUUUUUUACUACACUACAGAAAGAACAAGUACUAUUUUGUAAGAUUUGUGCUACCGCCUCUGAGGUAUUUUGAGGUUUUUUGACAAUUUGCCACAUUUUGAUAAUGGCAGCUGUGUUUGCACUUUGUUUUUGUUAACAUUUUAUUAUUUCUGUGAAAUCCUACAUUUAUUAUUACUCUAUAGACAAUGGAGGAGUGUGGUGGUGACGUGCAGUGGCGUGUGUGAGGUUGUUUGAGACCGUGUAUUGUGCUUGUUGUUGAAAGUUGGAAUAUUGCUGUGAAUCUAGAUGGAAUCCUCUUCUAACUGUCUUACUUGUCCCUUUACUUCAUCGCAAAGGUCAAUUUUUAUAGAAAGGAACUUUUCGUUUACUUUUAAGCAAAUCAAAAAAGACAAGUGAUUGCGCAAGGUUAUUUUUUUGAAGGUAGCUAUAAUGAAUGUAGCUAUGACUCAUUUGUAAGAUGUUAGCAGUUAGUCACAUGACUUCAUUAAUGUAAGUACUGGAGAGUUUGUAUCCGUGUUAGUGUACAUUUGGACAGUACAGUAACAGUGGCUUAGAAGCAGGGUUAAGUAACUAACAACUUAUUUCAACUCCCAACAGCUAAACGCCAAAUUUAGUUGUGACUGUGUGAACCGUCUUAUUGUUUCAAGGUCCUGAAAUGUUUUUCACACUUUCCCAACUGUAGUUCUCACCCUGUGUUGUAAUUGGGCAGCCUUGGCACAAAUCCAUUGUUUCUUUGGUAAACACGACCACGUUAUAUUCAGCUUGACGUCAUUGGUUUGUCUCCCAGAUUUGCAGUAACUUCGCAAAAACACGGAUUGCUCCAAAAUGUGCAGUGACGUGCCAAAGUCAAGUUUGUUUGUUUUUCUUAUAGUGUAAGCACCAGAGCUCUUGGCUUGGCCAAACUUUAUAGUAUGUUAAACUUUAAAAAAAAAUAUAUAUAAUGUACAUGUGGUCUCCGUGGAGACCAGUAUUAAGAUUACUGAAUUUUUAUUCUAUAAAACGACAUAUAUAUAGAUAUAGAUAUAUAUUUAACGUCCGAUUAAUGUUCCAUAUUCAGCCAAAUGUAAACACAUCAACUAUUUACAGUACAUGUGCAUGAGUAAAUGUCUGGUGCACAUCUUAACCAACCGCUGUGCCCUUUAAUGCAGCUGUGUCAUGGCUGGACAUGCAAGUAGUACUUAACUUAAAACUCAGUAGAGGUUGGCCAUUCAGUAUUGUGACGUAGGGUAAUGAAUUGGUCUGAUUUGAAAAUGUGCUUUGACAGUAUUGUUCAAACGCAAUGCAAAGUAUUGAACUGCUUUUUAAAGAAAAAAAACCAACAUGAUACCAAGUGUAUUGAGUCUUGCCAGAUGUCCGAGUCACUGCCUGUGUGUCUGUGUGUCUGUGUGUCGGUAUGCUUCAUGUUCGAUGGUACUCCCUCAGUCGAGUCAUGAGGAAUUUUUGCAAGAGGAAACCUUUGGACAAAAAGAGCCUUCUGUAUGAGUUUGUUGUUGCUUUUUCUAGCGUGGAAAAUGUAAAAGCUUUUGGUAGGCUGGCUUUUU